AUGGAUGAUGAAAGUGAUAUGGAAAACCAAAUACCAGAGGUGGUUGUGCUUUCAGAUUCAGAGGAUGAUAUUGGUGAUGUGAGGGAGGAUACAGUUGAGGAGAACCAAGACCCGGUUCAAAGUGACAGAAAUAGGAAAGGAAAGCAAGCUGAUGUGAGGGAAAAUACAUCUGAGGAUAGCCAAGACAAAGUUCAAGCUGAUGUGAGCGAAAAUACAGCUGAGAAGAGCCAAGACAAAGUUCAGCGUGACAGAAAAGGGAAAGGAAAGCAAAGUGAUGAAGAUUUCAUAUUGGAGGAGGAAGAGUUUGAGCAAGAUGUUGAAGCUAAGAUAGAGAUGGAUGGUAUAUGUUCUGAGGAGGAGUUGCACGAAUUGAAGUCAGAUGAUGAGUUUGAUGCUGGUAAAAAUUCCAAAGAAUUCAACCCGAAAACCAAAAUGCAAAACUUCCAAUUUGUUCUUGGCAUGGAAUUUUCCACUGUUACAAUUUUAAGGAAUGCAAUAAGGGAGUACUUUAUUGAAGGUGAUCAAGAAUAUAUAUUUAUUGCCAAUGAUUCAAAUAGAGUUAGAGUUAAGUGCAAGGGUGCAAACUGUGAGUGGAUGUUGUUUGCUUCAAUAGUUAACAAGAUAGAUGGCAAAACAAUGAGGGUCAAAACACUUGUUGACAAGCAUAGUUGUGGCAUUGUUUUGGACAAUAAAAAGCUUACCUCAACUUGGCUUGCAAAGCACUUUUUGGAGCAAUUUAGGCUAAAUCCGAGUAUGGAAUACAAUGUAUUUAGGGAGAUAACUGCAAAGACCAAGUACUCACGUGUGUCUAGCUGGACAUUUUACAGGGCCAAGACAAAAGCAAGGAAGAUGUUGGAUGGGUCUGUCAAGGAACAAUACGCCAUUCUUGAUGACUGCUAUAAAAGGUUGUUGGCUACCAAUCCUGGAUCUACUGUGAAGUUGAAAACUGAUUUGGUUAAUGGGAGAAGGCAAUUUCAGCGUAUUUAUAUUUGUCUUAAGGCAUGUAGAGAUGGCUGGUUGGGGGGUUGUAGACCUCUAAUUGGUCUUGAUGGCUGCUUUUUAAAAGGAUAUUGUAAGGGCAUUUUAUUGGCUGCAGUAGGCAUUGACGGUAAUAACUCCAUGUUUCCCAUUGCUUACUGUGUUGCUGAAAAGGAAAACACUGAGGUUUGGAUUUGGUUCUUGGAGCUAUUGAAGGCUGAUAUUGGGAGUUUGAGUCCCACCAAGGUGACAAUGAUGAGUGAUCGUCAAAAAGGAUUAGAAAAUGCAGUGGGAGCCAUCUUCAGUGGGUGUGAGGUGAGGUUUUGUGUUAGACAUCUUCAUGCUAACUUUAAAAAGGAAUAUCCUGGACUUUUACUUAAGCAACUUUUGUGGGCAGCAACUAAUACUACAACACAAGCUGAGUUUGCUCGAGAAAUGCAAGAAGUCAAGAGUGUCUCGGAUGGUGCUUACUAUUGGCUGGCAGAGAAGAACCCCACAGAAUGGACUAAGUCACAUAUUUCAGAGUACCCAAAAUGUGACAUUUUGGUGAAUAAUUUGUGUGAGAGUUUCAAUGCUGCCAUACUUGAUGCUCGCGACAAUCCAAUUAUAACUUUACUAGAGAAAAUUAGAUUUUGGUUGAUGUCUCGGUUUUAUAACAAAAAAGCUGAGUUGGAGAAGAUGACUCAACCUGUGGGGAAGAUAAUUUUGAAGAUAAUUGAGAAGCAAAAAGAGGUUGCAAAGCAUUGUCUGGUUACUAAGUCUGACAAGUUUCAGUUUCAGGUUCAAUGCAGCAAUGGUAGUGCCUUGGUUGUCGAUUUGGAAUUUAGAACUUGUACAUGUAGGAGGUUUCAACUAUCUGGGCUUCCUUGUGGCCAUGCACUAGCUACUAUCUGGUUCAUGGGAGGUACUGUCUUUGAUUAUGUCCACGGAUUCUAUAAAAAAGAAUCAUUGCAAAAAGCAUAUGGACAGAGUGUGCAUCCUAUGCCUAGUCCAGAUAUGUGGCCUCAGACAGGACUCAACCCAAUUGAUCCACCACUUGAGACGAAGCUGCCUGGAAGACCUAAGAAAGCUAGGAGAAGGGAGACAGAUGAACCUCCACCUGCUUUAAAGAAAGCUCGAAGAAUUGGAGAAAAUCGUGUGGUCAAAAAGCGAGGUCGUCCACCACUGCAGAACCCAACUGAAUCCACACUUUUAAGGAAGGAAAGAAGACUGAAACAACAUGCUAAAGGAGGAACUAGUGGUGCAACCAAUGCUCAACCCGAUACUGUCUGA
This is a messenger RNA of Humulus lupulus (European hop), 2250 nucleotides long. RefSeq lists its product as uncharacterized. Bases 1 to 2250 code for a protein of 749 amino acids. The transcript is spliced from 3 exons. Gene Ontology annotation, molecular function: zinc ion binding. The record is from RefSeq and is a predicted model, not a curated record. Lineage: Eukaryota; Viridiplantae; Streptophyta; Magnoliopsida; Rosales; Cannabaceae.